Amorphotheca resinae ATCC 22711 is the source of this 177-nucleotide messenger RNA. RefSeq lists its product as hypothetical. NCBI's taxonomy places the organism in Eukaryota, Fungi, Ascomycota, Leotiomycetes, Helotiales, Amorphothecaceae. The coding region runs from base 1 to 177 and encodes 58 amino acids. The record is from RefSeq and is a predicted model, not a curated record. The transcript is spliced from 2 exons.
AUGCUGAAGUACACACCAGUAGCUGUUCAACUCUCGACCUCACAGCCUCCUCCUGUCUUGUUUUUAGGCUUCUACGACGCCGAUACCACCCUAUCCUGUCUCCCUCGCCAUCCUCGAUCCCCGCUCCCCGUCUCUGAGGGCGAAAGUGUGGGUGGGAAUCCUCGCGAAGAUCUAUGA